AUGCUCAAAGUUCAACGAUUCCGACGAAUUCUCAAAGAUCGUGUCGUCAACGAAACAGCUCCUAUUUCAAAGAUUUUCGAUGAAGAAACGACUAAAGCACAAUUAACACCUGCGCUUCCGGACCCAAAACAGCUCGAAUUGUUAUUCAACAGUGUCACUCGCUUGAUGGAUGGGACGUUUUUGGCCACUCCACCUUUCUUUAAUCAAGCGUUCACGAUCCACGGGCACAAAUUUGCCGUGUUGCUUUUGCCUCUUAAUCGAUCGAAAAAAGCGACAUAUCAAGAUUUUUUUCAAGAGUUGAAAGAUGUGGCUGCACAGAUGAAUCUGGCUUGGAAACCUGAACGAAUCACUACAGAUUUCGAAGGUGGUCUUAUUUCUGCAAUCUCUGUCGAAGUAAAUCAAACCAAUCACCUUAACUAA
Adineta ricciae is the source of this 420-nucleotide messenger RNA. The record is from the annotation of a GenBank genome assembly. NCBI's taxonomy places the organism in Eukaryota, Metazoa, Rotifera, Eurotatoria, Adinetida, Adinetidae.